This is a messenger RNA of Candidula unifasciata, 210 nucleotides long. Lineage: Eukaryota; Metazoa; Mollusca; Gastropoda; Stylommatophora; Geomitridae. The record is from the annotation of a GenBank genome assembly.
AUGACCCCUACACGACCUCCAACGGAAGUUAGGACACGUGAAGACAGACACAGAGAAGUUAGGACACGUGAAGACAGACACAGAGAAGUUAGGACACGUGAAGACAGACACAGAGAAGCUAGGACACGUGAAGACAGACACAGAGAAGCUAGGACACGUGAAGACAGACACAGAGAAGCUAGGACACGUGAAGACAGACACAGAAGUUAG